UAGAAGAGUCCGCCCCGCCCUUGGCCAGCCUCUCUCCCUUACCCACGCCGGGCGAGAUUGUCAAGCAGAGCAUGGCGAGUCGGGAGAAGGCGAAUGUCGAGGGCCACAUGUUCGACGUAGUCGUUAUAGGAGGUGGCAUCUCAGGAUUGUCUGCUGCUAAGCUGUUAGCUAAAUAUGAAGCUAAUGUUUUGGUUUUAGAAGCCCGGGACAGAGUUGGAGGUAGAACGUACACUGUAAGGAACGAACAUGUUGAUUACGUAGAUGUUGGUGGGGCUUAUGUGGGGCCAACCCAGAACAGAAUCUUAAGGUUAUCUAAGGAGCUGGGUUUAGAAACUUACAAAGUGAAUGUAAAGGAACGUCUUGUACAAUAUGUCAAGGGGAGAACUUACCCAUUUCGGGGUGCCUUCCCUCCAGUAUGGAACCCCAUUGCAUAUCUGGAUUACAACAAUCUCUGGAGGACAAUGGAUAACAUGGGAAAGGAGAUUCCAGCUGAUGCACCAUGGGAUGCCCCGCAUGCUGAAGAAUGGGACCGGAUGACGAUGAAAGAUCUCAUUGAUAAAAUCUGCUGGACAAACACUGCUAAGCAGUUUGCAUCUCUCUUUGUGAAUAUCAAUGUGACCUCUGAGCCCCACGAGGUGUCUGCCCUGUGGUUUUUGUGGUAUGUGAAGCAGUGUGGUGGCACCACCCGGAUAUUCUCGGUUACCAACGGGGGCCAGGAAAGGAAGUUUGUAGGUGGAUCUGGUCAAGUGAGUGAACGUAUAAUGAGCCUCCUCGGAGACAGAGUGAAGCUGAAGAGUCCUGUCACCUAUGUUGACCAGUCAGGUGACAACAUCAUCAUAGAGACAUUGAAUCAUGAAGUUUAUGAGUGCAGAUAUGUAAUUUGUGCCAUCCCUCCAACUUUGACGACCAAGAUCCACUUCAAACCAGAGCUGCCACCUGAAAGAAACCAGUUAAUCCAACGUCUUCCAAUGGGUGCUAUCAUUAAAUGCAUGAUGUAUUACAAGGAGGCCUUUUGGAAGAAGAAGGAUUACUGUGGCUGUAUGAUCAUUGAAGAUGAGGAAGCCCCAAUUUCAAUAACCCUGGAUGACACCAAGCCAGAUGGUUCGUUGCCCGCUAUCAUGGGAUUCAUACUUGCUCGAAAAGCUAUCCAACUGUCUAAACUCCAUAAAGAUGAAAGAAAGAGGAAAAUCUGUGAGCUGUACUCCAAAGUUCUGGGAUCCGAAGAAGCUUUACAUCCGGUGCACUAUGAAGAAAAGAACUGGUGCGAAGAGCAGUACUCAGGAGGCUGCUACACGGCCUACUUCCCCCCUGGGAUCAUGACUCAAUAUGGAAGGGUGAUUCGCCAACGAGUAGGCAGGAUUUUCUUUGCUGGAACGGAGACAGCCACACAAUGGAGCGGUUAUAUGGAGGGAGCAGUAGAAGCCGGAGAACGGGCAGCUAGAGAGAUCUUGAAUGCUUGGGGCAAGGUGGCAAAACAAGACAUACAUAUUCAAGAACCUGAAUCAGAGGACGUUCCAGCUGUUGAAAUCACCCACACCUUCUGGGAGAGGAACCUGCCUUCGGUGCCAGGCCUCCUGAAGAUUGUUGGAUUUUCCACAUCAGUAACUGCCUUGUGUUUUCUGGUGUACAAAUUUAGGCUGCUGACACGAUCCUGAAGUGUCAGGCUCAUACUUUCUGCUUACUCUUUUCCAGUACCAUCAGAAGUGAAAUGUUGACAAGUUAAUUUAAUGGCAAUGUUACUAGACCAUCUUUAAGUGCAUUGGAUGUAACCCCUCAGUUUAGUCCUAGUGUUAACGUAAAAACAACUUGCAGAAUCACCUCAUUAAAAUCAGUAAGAUCAAGCUCCAUCUUAUUUGUCUGUGUAGACUGAUUUGUCUGGAUGGAUAAAAAAAAAAAAACAAGCCUUGUGAUCAAUUUCUUAAUUUCAAGUUAAAGUGCUCAUCGGAAACAAUGUCUGUGUCCUCUUUUUCUCCCCUUUAACAUAAAAUGCCUGAUGAGUGCAGAAAUGAAGCAUUUAACUUUCUGUAGAGGUUGAGUAGGUGAAGGCCCAGCCUGUAACUGACCUUUUCAGUCCUUAGGAAAUAGUGAAGUGUAGGUCCGGAGCCCACAGGCUCACAGCUUCCGGCGUGAGCAGCUGUCACUUUGGAUGAUGGUGUAGUACAUGAAAGCAGUGGAAGCAGACCAGGAGGGAGACAUUUUGUGGGCUGUUGCCUCAGGAAUCUCCUGACCACUUCUAAUUCCUGUGAAGUUUCUAGACACCUAGUCAUAGCAUUAGCUUCUUUGUAUAUUUUCCCCUUUUGCUUCAGAUUACAGUGUUAACCAAAGCAUAAAUGAUUAAAUUUACUUGCUGCAACUUUUGUGCAGCUCCCCAGGUGAGCAGAGUAAACUAGUGGCAGGACUGUGUCCAGGAGGCGUCCCUGACUAGCUCUGCAUGAGACAUCUUCUCUUCCUCCUGGAGGAUGGCUAGAUAUCACUUUACUCAUCAUCAUCGAUAACAUUCUCUACAGAUUUCACGAAAGCAGUAUUUUCCUUUUUUUUCCAGGUAGACCCUGGCUCUUUGAAGGCCCCUAUUAUAUAUAUAUAUAUAAUUUUCCUAUGACCAUAGUAGAAUGAGGCAUAUCUGUUAACUUAAAUGUAUCUUCAACACAGCUACCUUUGAGUAAAUAUUAGCAUGCCAGUUUCUCUCAAAUAACUGAAAUACGCAUUAUAAAUGUCAUAUUGUUAUUUGUUGAAACUAUCAAAUACAGAAAGGAAAUUAGGGCUCUACAUUAUAAAUUCAUUUACUUUAUUAAGUUUUAUAAAAAAAAAUUGAGUGAUUUCACAUAUGAAAACUAAGUUCUCUAAGGAGUAAUGUGGGCCAGGAACAGUGUCUACCUCUUUUCUUUCCCAUUUUAAAAACUGUCAGUUUUUUAAAGCCCCUUCCAAAGGUUUCAGCCAUAAAACACUUCUUUUCUUAGUAUAAAUAUGUGGGAAAAUAUCAACACAGAUGUGAUCAAAGAAAGCAGUUGAGAAGAUUCAGUGGACUCAGGUACACAGGUGGUAGAUACACAGUAAUACCCUAUCCCACAUCAUUGAAUGAGCAUUUCAUUUUAAAUGAAGUGUCUAGAUAGCUGAAGCUUACUCUUAUGUGCCAUGAAUUAUCAAUAAAAAUUUUAAUGUACAUUAUUAAGCAAGCUAAAAUGCAAAUUAAUCUUUUUUUAUUAAUCAGGUCAAUCAUUAUGUGCCUCAAUUAUACUUUUAUAAUAGAGUGAUACCAUUGUGUUUGCCCCUCUACAAAAUGUCACAUGAUUGUUUUGUAGCUGUUGAGUCUACUGCUCCUUCUAUCUUCUCUCAUAUUCAGUAUUUUAUUUUGUCUUCUGGUUAUCUCCUAAAACCCCUGAACCUAAUUUAUAUUUAUAUAUUUUUAUUAGUUUCAGGUGUAUAAAACAACAUAGUGAUUAGACAUUUACACACCUCACAAAGUGAUAAACUAAUCCAUUUUUUAUUGAAUGGGCAUUAAAGAUUGCCAGAGGAAACCAACCCAAGUUUAUUACAUAAUUAACCUUAUCAUAAACCCAAAAUUAAGUCAUGGCCCUGGUGUGAGGACUUAGGUAUUUGUUUUGCCUAUCUUAAGAGCAAAGAGCAGGAUUUUUCUGGCACUCUUUACUUUUCAAUUGAAAAUUGUUUUAGCUAACUUAGGACUUUGGCAAUGUCUUGGAUAUGCUCCAGUACAUGAGGAGUUAUCACAUAUUAUUCCAAACUGCUUUGAUAAAUCACAUCCCUGAUUUAUUUCAGUUGUUCCUGUUCACCUACUGAUGAACUCAGUUCUGACACACCUUUUGGGGAAAACUUCUGAACUGGCAACAGUUUUAAUAGUAAUCAGGUGGUUAAUAUAUCCAAGUCUUGAAUGUUGACAAACUGAGUAUGUGGUCUACCCUCAAACUUUUUAGAAAACCAAUUAAUUUAUCCUAAUUAGAUCAGCCCUAUUAAGCUACAGAUUGAAUAUCAAAAUGAAUGCCAGUCCAGAUGUGCAUGGACAUGAAAUCGGAGCUGAGAACUCCCACCAUAUAGGAGAUCGUUCAACACCAAGAUACCAAAGGUCUUUUUUCCAACCCAGAGAAACUAGUCAGUUUUAAGCAGGUGGUAGAGCAUGGCCCUGUUAAGGCAUCCAGGCUUCACAGUUCUGGAGGCUGAACUGGCCUCACUCCAUAGUAAGAUCGAGAGUUAUAUUUUAAGAGUUAACCUUUUUGUCACAAUUGUUAAAUAAGGACUUAUAGUACACCAAGGAAAAAAAUAUCAAAGGAUUGUCAACUACAUUUAGUUUGUGAACUUGAUGCCUAAUGUUCUGUCUAAAAUGUGCCCCAGUGCUACACGUGGGAGUAUGCAUAUGUGCGUGUUUUGCUAUUGAAGUACGAUUUUGCCUGUAUGGUAGUUUUGUUUAUUAAUAAAGUCCACUACCA
This is a messenger RNA of Hipposideros armiger (great roundleaf bat), 4439 nucleotides long. It is a transcript of the gene MAOA, whose product is annotated as monoamine oxidase A. The transcript is spliced from 15 exons. NCBI's taxonomy places the organism in Eukaryota, Metazoa, Chordata, Mammalia, Chiroptera, Hipposideridae. Gene Ontology annotation, molecular function: flavin adenine dinucleotide binding; primary methylamine oxidase activity. The record is from RefSeq and is a predicted model, not a curated record. Gene Ontology annotation, cellular component: mitochondrion. The coding region runs from base 72 to 1655 and encodes 527 amino acids.